Messenger RNA from Myotis lucifugus (little brown bat), 462 nucleotides. RefSeq names its product 15 kDa protein B-like. Gene Ontology annotation, cellular component: extracellular region. Gene Ontology annotation, molecular function: cysteine-type endopeptidase inhibitor activity. The transcript is spliced from 3 exons. Gene Ontology annotation, biological process: defense response. Lineage: Eukaryota; Metazoa; Chordata; Mammalia; Chiroptera; Vespertilionidae. The record is from RefSeq and is a predicted model, not a curated record. The annotation marks the transcript as partial.
CUUCUUGGCCAAUGGCAUUUCAGAACAUUGGCCAACAGUGGUGUCUGGCAAAGGAAGGGAGAGGCCCUCAUGUCACCAGCAGCCCUUGCACAAGGCCGCCCAAGGAGCGCCUAAAAGGGCCGGCAAGUGGCCGUGGGCCAGAGAAGGGACAUGGCAGGGGCCUGGAGGGCACUCGUGCUGGUGGCGGGCUUGGCGGCGAUGGCCUGUGAGGCCCAACACCGGCGGCUCCCCCCGGAGAGGAUUGCCACUCAGGCCUUGCAUUUCUUCAACGCCGGGAGGCAAGGCCAGCCCCUGUUUGGCCUGUUGGAAGUCCUCCCAACAGUCAGAUCGAACUCCACCUUAAGGACGCUGGUCAGGUUCAGGAUCAAGGAGACGGUGUGCCUCUCAGGGCGGCGGCAGCAGCCAGAGCCCCAGCAGUGCGCCUUCAGGGACGGCGGGGAGGAGCGGAACUGCACGAGCACC